This is a messenger RNA of Stylonychia lemnae, 1275 nucleotides long. The record is from the annotation of a GenBank genome assembly. Lineage: Eukaryota; Ciliophora; Spirotrichea; Sporadotrichida; Oxytrichidae.
AUGACAAUGCUUGAUUAGCAAAGUGUCACUUACCACAACAACAAACAUAGACUCUAUAGAAAGAAAUAUGCAAACAAUUCUUUGGUGAAUGAGAGACCUUAAAGCUCAAAUAGACUUUCUUUCAUAUAACCAACUGCAGGUGAUAAGCUAGGCCCUGGAUAAUAUAACCCUAGGUCUUCUUUUGAAUUUGGAAACGCUCCCUGUCAAGUUAAAUUGUCGAAAUUAUCUGCAGUGGAUAAAGAUGCAUUGCUGGAUGGUAGUUAUUAUUAUGUGGGUGAUAGACUUGUAAAGCAGAAUUAGUCAUUAAUGAGGUAAAACUCUAACCUACUCAAGACAUCAAAGCUAAGAGUAAGCAAGAAUCUAUCACAAAGGACAACAUAAGCAUUGACUAAGCAAAGCAAAAAUAAUUCAUCGAUGAAUACCCAUACCAAUACAAAUCAGCAGUCAAUAGUAUCAAAUUAAAAUGACUUCAAUAUCGGUAACAUCGAUUACCAAAAGAAACAGAACUGGGCUGAUAAUCUUUAGAGACUUAGUUUGGAGUAAAGCAUCUUUGACCACUAAGAACCCUCAAAUCCUACAGCCACUUUAUUAGACUUGAAUUACUCAACUGAUCAAAACUUGGUAACAAACAGGUAGAAUAAUUCUUCUAUAUUACAGAAUGAUUCCAUAAUGCGUCAUUCAAGUCAAGGCAGAUAAAAAAGACUUACAAGUUCGCUACAUAAGAGUGGCAAGUACAACUCGAAUCACUCAUUAUCAAAUAUCAGUAUAUACUUUCCUGGGGAUUAAAGAGCAUCCUCAAUAAUUGAAAAAUUAGCUCCAGAAACUGACAAUCUAGGAGAUGUAAUUAGAGAUUCUUAGGAAUUCUAGAUUGGUUGCAAUAGUUUUGAGAAGCAAAAUUAAAGUUUCUUGCAUCGAGACCCUCAGAGGAAGUUACUUUUUGAAGAGUCAAUAUUCAAGACUGAGAAUAGGAAUAGAAAUACUUCUACCCUGAAUAAAGGUUCAAUAAUAAUUGGGAAUAGCAAUAUUUAAAGCUUAAACUUCAGCUUCAAUAACAAGGCUAAGAGAUUCAAAAGUUAAUAGAGAUAGAGAGGUUCUGCUACUAACUUCUAGGGCUAAAACAGCAAUCUAAUGAAUACUAGAGGAUAUCAGAUAACUCACAAGUAUAAUGAUGUUAAAGCAAUGCGAAGUUUUGAAAGGCCAACUUCCAGUACAAUGAACAAACGUAAAAAGCCAAUGAUUUUUACAAUUAUAAACAAUAUGAGUGUAUUUCUUUGA